AUGUUCUUCAGCGAAACUCUACUACAAGAGCCUUCUGAAGAUCAGUCUGAGGAAACCUCGUGGACUGACCCAACUUCAUUAUCUCGUUAUAAGUCUCGUCGUCAGCAAAAGCCUCCGCGCAAACAACAACGCACAACUUCUCAAGAUUUUGACGAUCUUGUUUUCGGUUAUGAAGCAAAAACCUUCCGAGACAAUGAAAUGGCCAAAAAAGUUAAUGCCGGGGAGUUAUUAAUCCCUUGGAGGGGUGAAUCCGAAAAUAAAAUCUUACUUGAUAGAUAUGAUGUAAGAAAUUUGCUUGAUGAUCGCGACCGCUUUAAAAAAACUCCUUACACCAUGACACGGACUAUCGAGGAAAUCGAACAAGAAAAACUUUGCGAUAUAGAACGAUGGUUCGAUUUGGAUUCCGAAGCUGAAGAUAUCUUCGAUAUGUCUGAAGAAGAAAGAGAAGAUUAUAUAGAAGAUAAAAGAAAACGAAAAAGGGCACAGGCCAGAAAUAAAGAAUAUGAUUAUGAUUAUUUUCAAGAUUUCAAAGUGAAUGAAGAGGAGGAAGACGUUAAGAACAUAAAAUCUAGUUAUGUUCCAAAAUAUUCUGUACCUCAAGGAAUUGCAACGCCAUCUGACGAUCGUGUCGACGAGAUUAUCGAACGUACUGCCAAAUUUUUAAAUUCUAGUACCGAUAGCCAGAUGGAAAUCGUUAUUCAAGCUAAACAGGCCAACAACCCAAAAUUCUUCUUUCUGAACAAGGAUGAUCCACUAUAUCCUUACUACAAACAUGUGCGUUUAUUAUUACAAACUGGUCUCUUUUCGUAUGAGGAUAGUGAUAAGGAAGAUAAUGGCACGUCUGGCAAUAAGACCUAUAAGAAUAUUGGAAAAAAUAUUGUUAAACAAUAUAAAGGGGAUAACGUGAAAUCGCGCAAAGAUAAUGAUAAUGAUCUGAAAUCUACCGAUUCCAAAGGUGCGAUCAUCGAGUCGAAUUCCUCGAGUGUUAAUGCUGAAGAUUCUAACACUGCUAAGUCUUCGAAGUCUCAAUCUCAGCCUAUUGGUCCAAUUGUUGUACCACCACCAGAUCUCAAAAUUAUAAUUGAUAAGAUGGCUACAUAUGUUUCCAAGAGCGGUGAAUCUCUUGAAGCAAAAGUUCGUGAAAAGCACAUAGAUGACCCUCGUUUCAGUUUCUUACUGCCUUGGAAUGAGUUUCAUUCUUAUUACAGGCAAAGAAUUCAACAUGAAAAAGCAACUGUGGCAUCAACAUAA
Cetraspora pellucida is the source of this 1251-nucleotide messenger RNA. Lineage: Eukaryota; Fungi; Glomeromycota; Glomeromycetes; Diversisporales; Gigasporaceae. The record is from the annotation of a GenBank genome assembly.